Plodia interpunctella (Indianmeal moth) is the source of this 2335-nucleotide messenger RNA. RefSeq lists its product as uncharacterized. The transcript is spliced from 6 exons. NCBI's taxonomy places the organism in Eukaryota, Metazoa, Arthropoda, Insecta, Lepidoptera, Pyralidae. The record is from RefSeq and is a predicted model, not a curated record. Gene Ontology annotation, molecular function: sequence-specific DNA binding. Bases 160 to 1230 code for a protein of 356 amino acids.
GACAGUGACAGAAAUCUAAUAAAUAAAUAGUCUCCAUUUUUGUUCAUUGUAUUGUAUUUUGAUUGUAAAUUUCAAAUAAUAUUGUAAUAUAUUAUACGUCUACGUUAUUGUAAUGAAUAAAAUAAGUUUGUUUCUAUAUCAAACAUAGUUUUGUAAAAAAUGGUGCAUUGUUGUGUUUUAGGGUGUAAAAGUGAUAGUGAAAGAAAAGAACCAGACCUAUCCUUUCAUUGUUUUCCGGAAAAUGACAAUUCACACAAGAAUUGGAUCAAAGCCACAGGACGUAUAAACUGGAAAGCAAACAAAUCUUCAAAGAUUUGUAGUAGACAUUUUGAUGAAAGCAUGUUAAUUAAAAAGAAGAAGAGAGUUUUACUUCUUCCUGGUGCUCAGCCAUCACUGGACAUCAAGUCUACAGCUAUUUCUUCCACAUCUAGCCAAAGUUCGUCAUCUAUGUGUUCCACUUCUGAUACAAAUUGUUUGACCUCUGAAUGUAUUGAACCGUCACUCUUCAUAAAGGUUGAAGAAUCAGUCGUCAAGGAUGAACCAUCUAUAAGUUAUCAGGAAUACAACAUAGAGACUGAUUACAAACUUUCCGCUCCCAAUAUGCACAUUGAGCACACGAAAAUUGAAAAACAAGAUGAUGAUGAAGAUGAUGAUGAUGACGAGGACGGUGAUGAUGAUGAUGAUGAGAAUGACGAUGGUCCUUCCCCGGCGUGUGUUCGACCGCCAUCGGCGUCUAUUCCAUCACUAUCUCAUUCGAGAAAGAGGCACGUGUCAGCUCCAGCCAGUGAACAGCAUCAACCCGUAAUAGAUGUUUCGCCAAAAGCGGUCGAGAUUCGAAUGUUGAAACGGAAAUUGGAAAAGUCUCAAAUAAGAACAGCAGACAGAUUGAAAAAGAUUAAAGCACUACGUCAAAAAAACCUUCGUCUAACAAGGAAAUUGGCCAAUUUGGAAAAUGUCAUUGCCGAGCUGAAAUCCAUGAACGGCUCCAAGUCUACGGCUAAUGAUACAAAUACAGUAUCACGUCUUAACCCCGUACGGGCUAGACAGAACCAAGAGUCACAAAACUCUAGAGCCACGUGCAGUGCAGAAGAGGGCUUAGUACUAGAAUCGAUUGAUCCAACAAAUAGAAGGGACAUUUUUAAAAUAUUUGUCAAUCCGACCGUUAGUACUGGAAAAUAUCCUGUAAUGUCAGUAGUGCCAUUGAUCGUGGACCGUAGCUCCGAAGGUUGAUCUGAAGGUCUUUAUUGGCGAUAUCAAAUAGUGUAAUCUAACAAAAUUCAAUGAAAACUGGACUAUUACCGCAGCACAAAGGUCAAUAUAGAGUAACUUGAAUGUGAUUCGAUUGAAUAGUAAAGACUGCAGUUGGCGACACCACAUCUUUCUCCAUCAACGUCAGUGUUCACCAAGGCUCGGUCCUCAGACCUAAGUUCUUCAGUGUGAUAUGACGAAGUGUGAAACAGCGUCAAGGACAUACAUAAGUAACCGACAUGGCUGCUCAUGUAUGUUGAUGAUAUUGCACCGACGGGUGCAGACAGUGGCGUGCCAAUGGUCUGAUAACUAGGAAUGCGGAACGGAACGGAAUCGUGUGAAGUGGAGGAGAUAAUGUUGGAGAGUGGGCCCUGAGCACCGAUGCUCUAUAGCUGAAGAAGAAACCGACAAAACGCUUUGAUGAAAUAGUGAAAGUGGACUCUGGGAAGAAACAGGGAAAACGCUUAGAUGACAGAGUUAAUGGACUCUGGGUUCCACAGCUCUAUGGUUGAGGAAGAUAUCAAGAAAAUGCUUAGAUAGAUUAUAUAGAUUAUAGAGGCAGAGACUGUUGCGAAGCGCGUAUGUGUGGAAGGAGUCGCUUGAGAAAUGCGUGUAACCAUGUGGAACUAUGUGGUGAAGACAGAAUAGGUACAUGGCCUCCAAUAUUACAGAUCUCAGCCCGUAUGUAGAGCCGGAUACUUUUAAUAUAAUUCUGUUGAUUUUUGUAGUUAUAACACUGGUAAAGCCAUAGUUUUAAACCGGCAAGUGGUUAAUAAAUGUCUGGGUAUGCCGCUUCUACCUGGUCCUGGCAUAAGGGCAAAUCUAAGAAAUGCUGGCGUGAUUUCAGCAUGAUAUGCCAAUGGUCUCUUAAGGAUGCCGAAAACUUUGUCGAGGGGAAAAGUUGAAAAGCGGUUCCUGAGUUCCGACGCACACCCAUUGAGGGUGAGGAAGAAACCAAGAAAACGAAAGAGAGAGAAAGAAUAGUAGAUACUAUUUAUCGGCACUGGAGUACAUGUUGCUUGCAAUUCAUAAAUCCGGCGAUGAUCUACAAAUACGUAUGAUUAUGGAAUAAAUAAUAUUGUCUUUA